Molecule: messenger RNA, 861 nt
Organism: Trichoderma aggressivum f. europaeum
Lineage: Eukaryota; Fungi; Ascomycota; Sordariomycetes; Hypocreales; Hypocreaceae
Exons: 1
Coding region: 1-861 (286 amino acids)
Biological process (GO): glycerolipid catabolic process
Molecular function (GO): triacylglycerol lipase activity
Source: RefSeq, a predicted model, not a curated record
AUGGCAAACCUCGCUGCCGGGAUUCACAAAUUCCAAGGCUUGGAUAUCGAACUAACUUAUACGGUGCGAGGAUCUGGACCAUAUCUCGUUAUUCAGGCAGCAGGAUGGGGGAUUUCUUCUCAGUAUCUUCAAAUUGGGCUUUCGCCUCUUGAGGCUCAAUUUACCCUGAUAUACCUAGAGCCCCGCGGCUCAGGCCCCUCCGAGCGACCACAAGAAGACAUGAUGGGCACUUCCGAUAUGGCCGACGACGUCGAACAUUUACGAAAGCACUUGGAAUUUGAACAAAUUGAUUUGCUUGGUCAUUCCAAUGGAGGCACCAUCGCCUUAGCGUAUGCUGAGCGAUACCCCGCCUCAGUCCGAAACUUGAUCCUCGUCACACAUUGGCUCGAAGGAUACGAUGACAGUCAAAUUUGGCAACGCUUUCUGAAUGAGAGAAGGGAUAAUCCUGCAUUUUCAAAAGCUGUUGCGGCACUUGAAGCGGCCCAAACUCAGAAAUUCCAGUCACAGGACGAGUGGUUUCAAAGCUUACGCGUGAGGUUGUCUUUCUAUCCGGCCAACCCAGACAAAGAUUACCCCGCCUUUGAGAAGGCAAUGGGUGAGCCCUCAUGGUGGGUUUACAAAGCUCAGGGUGCAGCCGACAAGAUCAAGACCCUUGAUCUCUAUGCUGGGCUUGAUAAAGUCAAGGCCCGUACGCUAUGUUUGGGGUGUUCCGAGGAUCCAAUAUGCUCAGAGAAUGUCACUCGUCUUACAGCAGAGCACAUUGCCGGCUCGCAGCUCGUCAUUAUUCCCGAGUGUGGGCAUUUUCCAUGGAUUGAACAGCCAGAUCAAUUCUUCCCGGCUGUCACUGAGUUUCUGAAGUGA